AUGGAAUUAAAUGACAAACGAAACGGAGAGAAGCACCAACUUAGUACUGGGACCCUGGAGGAGGAUGGCAACGAACUGGUAGGCGAAAAGGGAAAUACAAAUAAAAGAAUUUAUAUGACGUACCAUGAAGAGGGGGAGAAUUACAAAGAUGAGGAAAAAGAAGAUGGAGGAGGAGUUCCUCACAAACGGAACAGAAGACCGAGCAUAACUUCUCCUAGUAUUGACGACCAUGUAGUGGACAAGGGAGAGGAAUACCAUCUAGCGAAAAAAAAGAAAAAGGCAAAAGUUGUUAAUGAAUUAUCAUCACCUGCGUUAUCCCCCAAUGGUGGGGAGAACAACCCUGUCAGUGAUGGUGAUGACCGAGACAGCUACUAUGGGGAUAGGUACCAAGGGGAAGGAAAUAAAUGGAAAAAUAACAGAGGAGGGGAUCAUCACCACGCGAGUGAGAAAAAGGCAUAUAAUAUUCGUAAGAUGGCUCAGUACGCCUCCCAUAUAGAUACAUCCCCUGGGGAAAAACGAAACCUUUGCAGUGAUAGCAUUCCGAGCAGCGAGGAGGAGGAUGUCACCCACGAGGAGAAGCAGCUUUUCUCAUUCGAGUGUGGAAACAUCGGAAAGGAGUUUUAUCGCCAAAGGGAAAAGAAGCUUUCAGGGUGGGAAGUAUGCCAAGGAGGGGAGGGGGAGCUGUCAGCGGGAGGCUAGAUGGACGAUGAGGAGGCUGACAUAUAUGACCAAGGUAGGUACAACUAUCCAUACGAGGAAGCGUAUCAUGCAAGGGGAAGGAAGAACCCCAUUAAGCGACUGAACAAAUGUAAAGGAGAUACUGAUGAGGAAGAACAGAAGGAGGCAUUCAAGCUGCGCUCUGAUCAGCGUCUCCACCAUCGGUUUGAAAGAGACUGCCAUGGAAACAGACAUGAUGAGAAGAACCCACGUAGAAAUCGAAGCUGCGACAAAAAUGGUGACAUUGGCAGUGACAUUUCCGUGAACGAGUUAAACAUUGGAAGGAUGAAAAGAAAAAAAAUUGCUGAGUAUACUCAAAUUGAUGGUAAUGUGGAGAUCGAGUUAUUGUCCGAUGCUGAUUUUACCAACUGGUGCGUGACGCACUUGUGGAAUGUGAGAGUGGCCGUGAGGGGAAGUUCCCGGGGGGAUUUAGACGGGGUGACGACAGGAGCAAAUGCACAGGGGGGCAUCAGAUGGAAGGCAGUGAAAGGAUCCGUGGUGGCAGCCGUGGUAGAAGCAGAGGCAGCAGCCGAGGUAGAAGCCGAAGUAGCAGCCGUGGUAGAAACCGCGGUCGAAGCCGAAGUGGCAGCCGUGGUAGAAACCGCGGUCGAAGUGGCAGCCGUGGAAGCAAAAGGUUUGGCGCAUCGAGAGACGCCACUCACAACGCACAUGGUGACAGCCACAUCCAGGAAAUGAAUGAACAGUUCAUAUGAAAUAAAUGAACCUAUCGACAUGCUAAAUUUGAAGGCAGUUAAUGAGAUGACAAGUACAAAGAGUUUUUUAAAUUUUCUGGAGAAGAGAAAAGAAGCCCAAAAGAAAUGGAAGAUGGUCGCCCGAAAUCUGGUACAUGAGGAGUUCAAAAUUUUGAGCGACUCGAUAAGUCGCGAUGUGAUUGACGCGAAAAUAAAUCUCCUCACGAAUUCGCUGAGAUCUCUGUAG
Molecule: messenger RNA, 1656 nt
Organism: Plasmodium cynomolgi strain B
Lineage: Eukaryota; Apicomplexa; Aconoidasida; Haemosporida; Plasmodiidae
Exons: 6
Coding region: 1-699 (232 amino acids)
Source: RefSeq, a predicted model, not a curated record